Pseudomassariella vexata is the source of this 929-nucleotide messenger RNA. RefSeq lists its product as uncharacterized. The coding region runs from base 138 to 767 and encodes 209 amino acids. The transcript is spliced from 6 exons. The record is from RefSeq and is a predicted model, not a curated record. NCBI's taxonomy places the organism in Eukaryota, Fungi, Ascomycota, Sordariomycetes, Amphisphaeriales, Pseudomassariaceae.
UCAAGUUGAUGGGUCUGGGGGAAGAAUCAUUUAAUAUCCAGUGGUCUGAAUUGGUUUUAAGUACUGCAGAUCCAGUUCCAUCAACUCUUCCAACUGGUUAGAUCACAUUGCUAGAUGCAGGGUAUCUGACGAUCAAAAUGCUAGACACUCACCAAAUCCAUAGUAUCACGGUCAGUUUGGUCUUGACUGCGGUGACAUUGGUGUUUGUUGGAUUGAGAAUAUGGGCUCGUCUUGUUGCACCGAGUUCUUUUGGGUUCAAUGACGUCCUGAUAAUGGCCAGCUGGUUAUUCUCGUUGACACUAUGUUGUUCUUUAGUUGCAGCGACACAUUUCGGACUUGGUCUUCACCGCAAUCAAGUCAGUGAUGAAGACUAUGAAAUCUUCCUCAGGGUGCCUAUUGGUAGCUCUGUGCUAUAUAGCUGGGGCAUCGCGACCGCAAAGAUGUCCAUCGCAGUGCUGUACCUCAAGUUCAUGCCCGAGCAUCGGCUGCGGAGGUUUAAUCAAGGCCUCAUUGCCUUCAUUCUAAUCCAGGCUAUGAUGGAGACUUGCGUGACAGUGUUCCGUUGUAACCCGAUAUACAAGGCAUGGGAGCCUGAGGUGGGGGGUUACUGUCUCGACCAGCCAACACUAUGGUACACAGUGUUCGGCCUCAAUCUCGCAGUCAACUUGGUUUUACUCGUCGAGCCAGUGCCAAUAAUGUGGCACCUUCAGCUGCCCAGGGCUGAGUGGAUUGGUCUCAUCAUCAUGAUAUCUCUGGGGCUAUUGUGAGACAAAACUCAGCUUUCUGAUUCAACGUCUUUGACUAACUAGGAUACAUAGGACCACCAUUCUCUCCGGAAUUCGUAUCAAAUAUGCCAUGGGCGUCGGAGAUGACGAUACCUGUAAGCACUUCUUUUCCAACAGCGGCUCUCCUUUGGGACGAUGACUGAC